Mercenaria mercenaria is the source of this 3633-nucleotide messenger RNA. Its product is annotated as Na(+)/citrate cotransporter-like. The transcript is spliced from 14 exons. Bases 184 to 1959 code for a protein of 591 amino acids. Gene Ontology annotation, biological process: monoatomic anion transmembrane transport. NCBI's taxonomy places the organism in Eukaryota, Metazoa, Mollusca, Bivalvia, Venerida, Veneridae. The record is from RefSeq and is a predicted model, not a curated record. Gene Ontology annotation, molecular function: transmembrane transporter activity. Gene Ontology annotation, cellular component: membrane.
UCAUUCUCGCCUACAAUCAUCAGCUGAUAAAACAUAAAUAUUGUAUCAAUCAAGUCGACUGUGAGUAGUAUGCUAUUAUAGCUGAACGCACAAAAUUCUUGGAGUAUAAAACAUCAAUUAUAUGCAAAUUGCAAGGUAUAAUUUUAUUUUGCAAGUACCUGUGCAAAAUACAACGAUUACACUAUGACGCUGAACUUCCUGCACAACUUAUGGACGUUAAAGCCGUUAUUCGCGACAGUGUUUGCAUUCAUAAUACCCAUUAGUCUAGCUAUACACUACUCCCCGGACUUUGAGAGCGAAUCAAAAUGUGCUUACGUCAUUGUUGUAAUGGCGCUGCUGUGGCUCACAGAGGCUAUUCCAAUCCCUGUCACUGCCCUCAUGCCAGUCUUCCUCUUCCCGCUACUUGGGGUAGUUAAAGCCUCGGUUAUCAGCGGGGUCUACGUCAAGGACGCGACAAUGUUAUUUCUCGGAGGACUUAUUAUCGCCGGGGCCCUCGAGGAGAGUGGCCUGCAUAUACGUAUAUCACUGUAUGUUAUGAAGAUCGUUGGUGCGCAACCGAUGUUAUUAAUGGCGGGAUUAUUGGCAACCACGUGGUUCCUGUCCAUGUGGAUAAGUAACACAGCAGCGACGUCUAUGAUGAUUCCAAUUAUAGAAGCUGUCAUUAACAACAUAGAGGAAGCCGAAGAGGAGUAUGAAGAUGCCGAAGCACACAGACAUGCAGACGAUAGCAGUGUCUCUAAAGUUUCUAGCUUAGAAAGUAGUGAUAACAGCGAAAAGCGUCUACUGAGAGAGGCAUCUCAUGAGAAAUCCAGUGAGGAGGGCAUAUCAAACCAUGCACAUCAUAAUGCGGGCCAGGUAAGGACACAUCCUCUGACUCCAGAACUUCGACGUCUCGCGAAAGCGUUUGCACUUAGUGUAGCAUACGGUGCAAAUAUUGGGGGAACCGCUACACUAACUGGUUCCCCACCAAAUUUAGUCUUCAAGCAACAGGCAGAUAAACUGUAUGAAUUUUAUACAGGGUCAGAGUCGGACAUAUCGUUUGCAAAAUGGAUGGGGUUCGCCUUCCCUCUGUCUCUACUGACGGCUGUACUCGGAUGGUUAUGGUUGGUUCUCGUAUUCAUCCGCUGCGGGUGCUGCAAAAAAAUUGAUUCCGAACAUAAACGGGCGAUAAAUGCGUCCAUACAACACCAUUUCAAAGAACUUGGGAAAUUAUCAUUUUGUGAAAUCCAAGUGUUAGUCGUAUUUAUUUUCCUGGUGUUUUUAUGGCUUUUUCGAGCACCACCAAACAUCGAUGGAUGGGGUACAGCCGCAACUCUGAAAAAAGGAUAUGUAUCUGACUCCACACCAUGUAUAUUACUUAGUGUUCUAUUGUUUCUCUUGCCUGCCGAAGUUCCGAAGGUCUUCAAGCUUGCCAAAGGCGAAAAGCCGUCUUAUAAACCAAUAUUACACUGGAAGUCAGUGACUGAAAAACUUCCCUGGGGUGUUAUAGUGCUGCUCGGUGGAGGAUUUGCUAUAGCUCAAGCAAGUGAGGAUUCAGGCCUUUCACUCUGGGUUGGUAAUGAACUGAAAGUUUUUGCCAAUAUGGACAUGUGGGUGAUGAACCUAGUAAUAUGUCUGAUUGUAGCCGGGGUCACCAAUGUGACCAGUAAUACAGCAAGUGCAACCUUGCUGAUGCCAAUUCUUGCUCAGCUUGCUCUACAAACUGAAAUUCAUCCAAUCUACCUCAUGAUGUCAGUGUCUGUUGCGUGCUCAUUUGCUUUCAUGCUUCCGGUUGCCACACCUCCAAACGCCAUAGUGUUUUCAACGGGAUAUCUCACUAUUCCUGACAUGGUUCUUGCGGGGCUUCCAAUAAAUAUAGUAGCAGUAUUUUGUCUUACUCUCGCCAUCAACACAUGGGGGAUGUCAAUGUUUGAGUUAGACGUUUUCCCAGAGGUGUUUAAGACGAACAUUACUGUAUAAGCAUCUUGACAUGACCAGGAUAUACCAUUGAUAUCAGAAGCCGUGCUAUAGUAAUUGCGCAAGUUAAUGGAUCAUCAUUUUGAACAUGAAAAAAACCUUCAGUUGUAUUUAUUAUUGCACUAUUUAGCAUCAUUGUGUACCAUACGGCGAGUGUGUUUUAUUGUAUUAAAAGUUUAUAUAGUCGCAGUCGGUAACCCAUACCGUGCUAAAACAGUAUCAGUCCCUGGUUCAUUAAUGUGUCAGGUGUACAAAACCCAAAUCUAGAAGUGCUAUCAAAAUGUUAGUUAUCUUAGUAGGAGUAGCGGGGGAUCUUACUCACGCUCCUGGUUUCGUAUUCAGACAGUGUUACCAUCUGACAACUCUUCUGCUCUUACUUGGAAGUUGACAUAUUAAGAUAACUGACAGGAAAUACUUCGUUUUGAAGAAAUAAGCCUGAACUAAACAAGACUAGACUAUUCGAAAUCAUUCCGCGUAAAACCUGCCAACAUACAAAAACUUUAGCAAAAUGUUCUAAGCUGAAAAUGGGGAAUAAUUUUGCCAAAAUGUAAGCCUGAGUUGCUGUGUUAGGUCUACCCAUAAUGCCAUACCUACACGCGAAACUUUCUAUGUGACGCAGGGUCAUAAUUUUGACGAAAUUUAUAUUGCUUGCCUUGUGAGGUCAUCUCAUGAUACCGAAGACAUGUGUAAGUUGAAAGCAUUUGACCUUGUUAUUUUUUAGGAACCUGCUUACGUGCAACUUUAAACCCGAAGUUCUAAGUUAAAUAAGUGGUAUGAUUUUGACAAAGUAAAAGCAAUAAAGAUCAAACUGACACCGAAUCAUGAACGGUAAAACCUGUGUAAAGUAUAACUUAGCGUCCCCUAAAACGGGCAAAGUGGCACAAUUUAGACAAAUGGAAGGAUAUUACAGUGUUGACCAAGUUUCUUGAAGAUCAAAUAGUCCAUUCAACGCUGUAAUAUAAAGCAGUUUCUAACUGAUAUUUGCCUCUGCUUUUUCUUCUUGUAUUUAUUCAUGUCUGUUUUAAAUUAAAUCAGCCUUAUGCUGGUUAACUACAGUUCCUUUGUUUACCAAAGAUCUUUGCUUAAUCCUAUUUAGGCUGAAUUUAAAGACCUGUUGAAAUUAUCGUAUCUUGCCCUUGUUAAAAUCAGUGAAGGUGUUUAGAUAACAACUUCCAAAACGUACAAGAAGUGGUGAGCCAUAAUUUUAUGAAUAGAUUGAACUUGUGAAAUACUAAAUAUUCGUUUAAAAUAAGCAGUACUUAUUCAGAGUGCCUCUGAUAUUAAGUCAUAUUAUAAUUGUCUUAAGAUAUAAGUAGUUAAGUACGUAUUUACCGCAUUCACUGACUAGUGACAUUUUUUUGUUUGUUUAACUCUUACUUUUUUUACAUCGAUCCCCAUUAUGAUCAAUCGUAUCAAGAUACUUUAUCCGUUUUCAAAACCACCGAAUAAAUAAAUAAGUAUACAGUACUGAUCGGCUCUUAAUUCAUGCAGGUCUGUAAUGUUUACCAAUGUUUAUGCCAGUCAGAUAACAAUUUGAACAGGCCAUCAUAUAAUCAUAUGCGACUGGCUGAUCCUGUUUUGCAAUAUGGUAGAUGCCUGACCAGUAUUCUGCGGCCGACUGUGGUGUCAAAACAUCCUAUACUUUCUUGUGAAAUAAUAAUAAAAUUCUUACCUGUA